This is a messenger RNA of Propithecus coquereli (Coquerel's sifaka), 829 nucleotides long. RefSeq names its product membrane-spanning 4-domains subfamily A member 4A-like. The transcript has 7 exons. The record is from RefSeq and is a predicted model, not a curated record. Lineage: Eukaryota; Metazoa; Chordata; Mammalia; Primates; Indriidae. Gene Ontology annotation, cellular component: Golgi apparatus; membrane. Bases 93 to 767 code for a protein of 224 amino acids.
UCCUCUAAAGAACCUUGAGGCCUUUGCCCAGAGCCACUCAUCAGACACACAGCAGACAUUGCAGGCUUGAAGAAAGCACUUUUUCUGCUACCAUGGAAACCAUGCAAAGAAUGGAACAGACCACAGCUGGCCUUGCUGUGCCCCAGCCUGCUGUUCUACACUCAUAUACGUGGAAAAGGUUGCAAGAGAAGUUCUUGAAGGGGAAACCCAAAGUCCUUGGGACUGUGCAGAUCCUGAUUUCCCUGAUGAACCUCAGCUUGGGAAUAAUAGUGAUGAGUGUCACCGUGCCAUGUUAUGGAUAUGGAUCAUGUCCCAUUUCAGUGUACAUUGGAUACACAAUUUGGGGGUCGGUGAUGUUUAUUAUUUCAGGAUCCCUGUCAAUUGCAGCAGAGAAAAGAACUACAAAAGGUCUGGUCCGAGGUAGCCUUGGAUUGAACAUCACCAGCUCUGUCUUGGCUCUAUCGGGGGUGGUAAUCAGUGCAGUCAGUGCGAGUAUCUCUCCAUUCUAUUACAUUUACUGUAACUACCGUCAGACAGUGGAAGAUUGCGUCAUGCUCACGUCCCUUAUAGUGAGUAUGGAUAUUAUAGUGGCUGUUUUAAGUUUGCUGGAAUUCUGCAUUGCUGUGUCCCUCUCUGCCUUUGGAUGCGAAGUCAUGUGUUGUAGCCCUGGUGGGGUUGUGUUAAUUAUGCCACCAAAUCCUCACGUGGCAGAAGAAGCAUCUCCUGCACCAUUGAACGGAAGUUUGAUGCCACCAACAGAUCAAUAGAAAAAUGUUCCAGAAAAAUCUAUGCUGAUAGCAAUGCAAGAACCCCAUAUGUGAAAGUACCA